AUGGCGACUCGGUACUGGGCCGUGUCUCUUCCCGUGGCGCAAAGCUCCUCCACAUCAGCCCUCUGGAGUCGCCUUCAGGAAUCCAUCUCCAAAAAUGCCUUCGAGACAUUUUUUUUUUUAAAGAUUGAGGAUUUAGAGAGGUUUUCGGGUGUGGUGAGUAGCUCUCUCACAGUUGAUGGAGUGCUUGUUGACUCUUAUCUCACUAGAUUUGUGUGGGAUGAAGCAAAAUAUCCAACAAUGUCUCCACUCAGGGAGAUCGUGGAUGGAAUUCAUGUACAAAUUGCCAAGAUUGAGGAUGAUCUCAAGGAAUCCAUCUCCAAAAAUGCCUUCGAUACAUCCCUUUACAGAUUUAACAUUCCGAAUCUUCGGGUGGGCACUCUAGAUUCGCUAUUGGCACUCAGCGAUGACCUUUUGAAGUCGAACAACUUUAUUGAAGGGGUGUCUCACAAAAUUCGGAGGCAGAUUGAGGAUUUAGAGAGGUUUUCGGGUGUGGUGAGUAGCUCUCUCACAGUUGAUGGGGUGCUUGUUGACUCUUAUCUCACUAGAUUUGUGUGGGAUGAAGCAAAAUAUCCAACAAUGUCUCCACUUAGGGAGAUCGUGGAUGGAAUUCAUGUACAAAUUGCCAAGAUUGAGGAUGAUCUCAAGGUACGUGUUGCUGAAUAUAACAAUGUGCGCAGCCAGCUAAAUGCCAUAAACCGCAAGCAAGCUGGAAGCCUGGCUGUUCGUGACCUGUCCAAUUUGGUAAAGCCACAGGAUAUUAUUACUUCAGAACAUUUGACAACCCUACUUGCAAUUGUUCCAAAGUAUUCGCAGAAAGAUUGGCUAUCAAGCUACGAGGGACUCACAUCCUAUGUAAUCCUCCAAGAAGCUACACGAGGACAAUGA
This is a messenger RNA of Fraxinus pennsylvanica, 885 nucleotides long. The record is from the annotation of a GenBank genome assembly. Lineage: Eukaryota; Viridiplantae; Streptophyta; Magnoliopsida; Lamiales; Oleaceae.